AUGAGAGGGUUUGCCAAGCUUUUGCCGCUAGAAGUAAGUUGGGAAUUUGAAUUAUGUGUUACAGUUUGGGUUCGUGGGGCGUCGCUACACAUUUUUGUAAGAGGGGGAAAGGUCAAAAAAUUUUUUUAUAUUUUUUGGGGGGGGGGGAGGGUGAGUAAAAGUAGAAAAAAAAUUUUUUUUGACCGUUUUCGUAAUUGUUUCGGAUUGGCUCUGGGGGAGGGGUGGAUCUACCAACAUUCAUCCCCCUUCCCGUAGCGAAGUCCUUGGUUCUACCAUACUAUCACUACUCAAUUUCUACUUGGGCGCUAACCUCUACUCCUCAAAAAACUUGCCCUAUCCAUCAAAAAAACUGUCCCACCCCUAUCCAUCAGAAAAACUGUCCUACCUCUAUUUAUCAAAACACCAUGUCCUACAAAUUAUAUAUUGUAUUAAUUUGGACUAUAACUUUAGAUGUGGCACUGUGUCAUAGAGUAUUUGGAGAUAAUGGAGGAUGCCAUUUCCUUGGCUAUGGUCAACAAGCACUUUUACAAGCUGGUGGGCAUGGAUUUUAAGAAGAUAUGUUAUGAUCAUGUGAUAUAUCGCUUGAAAGGAGAGACCUGGGCCGAGGCUUUUAAUGAGUAGGUAGUUGAAUUUAAAACAGAAAUGUGUGAUAAUGCUAGACUACUACAAUGUAAUAAUUAUGACAUUGCCACAAGUUUAGUUUUGGAGCUCGUUCAGUUAAGAUGUUGUUUGUCGAAUCAUAUGUUCAUCAUGAACAUGCCGUUUGUUGCCCAUUCACAGGUAAAAUGGCCAUAAAGUUGGACAACGGCUAUGUCAUACUGACUAACAUUGACUUUGGACUAAAAGAGUUUACUAUACUUGACUUUACUUCAUAUACAAACCACAUUACGCAUGUUAACAUGAUCAACCGAGGUAAAGAGCUUUUGGUUCGUACUUCCACUUUUGUGUUAGUCUAUGAUCUAUGUAGUAUGAAGGUAACCCAAAAGCAUGACAUGGUACCAACAUCAAGGUAUGGACAAAACGGCCAACUGCUUAACUACCAAAUCAUCAAAAAUGGCUUUAUCUUUGAUUUGUACACAAAAAAAGAGUUCAAGAUUGAUGCACAAACGGCAAAGGGACUCAUAUGCUACAUCAACAUGUACGACAGGCCAAAGUAUAUUGCAGUACACACAACAGACAACAAGCUUGUCCUAAUUGAUAGUGAAACAGAUGAAAGACAAGACGUUUGUGAAUGGAAAGCAGGAAUGAACGUGUACGUUAUCAACGAAAAUGAUUCUGUAUUUGUUAUGAACGGCUAUGUCAAUCCCGGUAAGGCAUUUUUAUAUUGGCUGCCCUGCCCUGCCUCUAUCACCAGCCCUAUCCCUGGUGAUAGAGGUAGUUACGCCCCCCCCCCUUCAUCUCUAUUGCUUCCCAUUCUUUUUUCACCCCAUAGCCUUCCCUCAUCCAUUUCAUAUUAAUAUCUUCCUCCCUCCCCUCUCAUCUACCCUAACCUAGCCGAAUUUAGCGGAAGAAUUUGGAUUAAGAAUCUACAGUAUAAAGAAACGAAAAAUGGUGUUUGAGGAGCCAGAAGUGCGUUACUGGCGUUUGUUCAAUUCUAAUACACUGUUUCAAACACAGCAAAAGACGGUAAAGUAUAUGAAAAGUUAAUUUAAAUUUGGAAUAACUUAAGAUGUAAAGCUAAUUCUGAGGCUUGGUUUCUUUGCCAAAGAGAUAUAGAUACUUUUAAAUCAUUUUUCAGUUCUUAGUCUACAACAAACUACAUGAUUGUUGGUUAAAAACAAAACGUGAUACGAAUCUUCUGUUGUUCUACAAUAUUGAUUACUUUUGCGAUUUUGGGUUUGUGCCAUUACCAACCUACAAGAUUGUGGAAUCUCAGCGUUAUAGAAAAUAUGAUGAGGUCGUUAGAAAUAUGUACUUUUGGUUUAAAAAAGGCAAGUUUACGUAGGGUAGGGUAGAGUAGGGUAGGGGGAGGGGGGGGCAGGGUGGGGUAGGGUAGGGUAGAGUAGGGUAGGGUAGGGUAGGGUAAGGUAGGGUAAGGUAGGGUAGGAUAGGGUAGGGUAGGGUAGGGUAGGGUAGGGUAGGGUAGGGUAGGGUAGGGUAGGGUAGGGUAGGGUAGGGUAGGGUAGGGUAAGGUAGGGUAGGGUAGGGUAGGGUAGAGUAGGGUAGGGUAGGGUAGGGUAGGGUAGGGUAGGGUAGGGUAGGGUAGGGUAGGGUAGGGUAGGGUAGGGUAGGGUAGGGUAGGGUAGGGUAGGGUAGGGUAGGGUAGGGUAGGGUAGGGUAGGGUAGGGUAGGGUAGGACAAGCAUUAUAAUAAAAUUGCUAAUUUCAGAUAAGAUUAUAACAAAACGUUUUUCGGCCGAAGUUGAACUUCAUGAUGUGUGGGUUACGGAAGAAUAUGAUUUAAAAAAUAAUAAAUAUCAAAUUAAAAAAUUAAUGAAUAUUAAGUUUCCUGUGCUAAAGGACGAUUCGGCUGCUUUUUACGAUUGGUUUUUACAACUACACAUCGCUAAUGACAACGUCCCUUUAAUCGACGCCAAAUCUCGUAAUACCCAACAUUUUAAUUUUUAUUUAUUAAAGCCUAAUUAUCACUUAUCAAUUUUAUGUAAUAAACUUUUAAAAUCAUAUAUUUAAUUUCAAACGACAAAAUAUCAACAAACAUAUUUUUUCUGAAAAAAAUGAAAAACAUUUAAAAAAAUAAAAUAAGACAACAACUUUCAUUACAAGCUGAAAAAUAACUUUCUUUCCAAACUAAAACAUGACAAAAACUUAUCAUCAAAUUUUUUCUGUUUAAAAAAAAUUGGUGAAAAAUUUAACCCCUUCCCUCGCCCCCUUUUUUUCUCCACUUUUUGGCCUCCGCCCGUUCUAUGAAAAAUAUUUUAAAAACAUUUGUUCAAUUUAAAUAAUUAAAAAAAAGGAUUGCGCCGACGAAGACUCGAACCCACAGCAUUGUCGCACAGUUUUGCCUGAGAACAAGCGCCUUUGACCACUAGGCCAUUGAGACACGGAGUGACAACUCGUUAUUUGUUCAUUGUUCGCGCUUUUUAGCAAUGGAAUGACUUUAAGCACCUAGUUUCCCAACGUUCUAGUUUUCCCAAGAAUUGUUUUGAUGAAACUGGCGUUGCCUAUGGAUGUUUGUGUUGAUGUUUGUUUGUUUUCAAAAAACAAUUUUUUUUUGCUUUCUGAACGGGCUGGGCAGGGACUUACUUUUUUUGGGAGGGGUAGGGGGUAUAUUUUUUGUUUUUUCUGUAUAUUACCGUGUUAAAUUUAAAAUUUAAAAAGAUUUAUUUUAGGCUUAAGUUUCUUGAGUUUUUGUAGAAUACUAAGCCUAAAAUAUCAUUUUUUUAAGUCAAAAACAUUAUUUUGCUAUUUUUAAUGAUGUAUUGUUGUGAUUUGCAAGUGUACGAUUUUACCUUCAAUUUCGCUCCUUGAACGGGCUCGUACCAAGACUCCAUUCUGACAAAACCGCUCAUCAUCACCUUGAAACAGUCGAAGACUUGAUUGGGUUAGUUAAUUUUUAAAAAUCUUAUAGUUAAGGCUAGUGGAAUAUUUAUUUGGAGCGGGGGAAGGGAUUUUUAUUAACUUUUUACCUUUUUAAGGUCAAUUUUUUAAAUUUUUUAUAAAAAAUAAGCAGAAAAUAGUAUUUUUUUAUUAAAGUUAUUUAAUUGCAGAAGAUGAACACAGAUCAGAAACGACAUCUCAUUGAAUCAACUAAAAGAGCAGAAUCCGCUCAGGACUACAUCGCGGCGAUCGGAUUCAUGCGCCGGAUGGCCAUGGAAAACCUCAUUACAACACAAGAUGAUAUAGCGAUGUUUCUAAGAGCUUACCGCUUACAUUGGGAAGGACUGGAAGAAACAAACGGACCAUUGAAUGCGCAAACCUCAAAGCUAUACCAAGACGGGGUCGUUCUGAUCAAACGCUACAUCAAACCGAAUAUCAGCGACAACACGUUGAUGGAGAUGCUUCAUGUUCUCGAGAAGGCUUUGAAUUUGUUUCUGGAAAAGUCGAAUUAG
Molecule: messenger RNA, 4009 nt
Organism: Bursaphelenchus okinawaensis
Lineage: Eukaryota; Metazoa; Nematoda; Chromadorea; Rhabditida; Aphelenchoididae
Source: the annotation of a GenBank genome assembly